AUGAAGGAAACUGAAGGAGAGCUGAUGGUUGAGUCGGAUGGGCUUGCGGGCGCCGCGCACCAUGGCUUCGCUUUUUUUUCCACCCCCGUCGAUAUCGACGUCGUCCUCGACGACCUCGAUGAUCGCCAGACUGUUGAUGUCAAGCUCGACAAGGGCCGCCGCGAGCGGGUCCCCUUGUACAUGGACGGAGAGUCCGUCAAGGGUGCGGUGACGAUCCGACCAAAGGACGGAAAGCGAUUGGAGCACACCGGAAUCAAGGUGCAGUUCAUUGGCACAAUUGAGAUGUUCUACGACCGAGGCAACCACUACGAAUUCCUAUCACUCGUUCAAGAGCUCGCCGCGCCCGGCGAGCUGCUCCACCCGCAGACCUUCCCUUUCAACUUCAAGAACGUCGAGAAGCAGUACGAAUCAUACAACGGCAUCAAUGUAAAGCUGCGCUACUUUGUUCGCGUGACGGUCUCGCGCCGCAUGGCCGACGUCAUCCGCGAGAAGGACCUCUGGGUCUAUUCGUACCGCAUGCCACCCGAGACCAACAGCCCCAUCAAGAUGGAUGUUGGCAUUGAAGACUGCCUGCAUAUCGAAUUCGAGUACUCGAAAUCCAAGUAUCACCUUAAGGACGUCAUCGUGGGUCGGAUCUAUUUCUUGCUCGUGCGACUCAAGAUCAAACACAUGGAAUUGUCGAUCAUUCGGCGGGAAACGACUGGAUCUCCUCCUAAUCAAUAUAACGAAAGUGAGACACUUGUGCGGUUUGAGAUCAUGGACGGGUCACCAUCGAGAGGUGAAACCAUUCCCAUCCGCCUGUUCCUUGGCGGGUUUGAUCUGACGCCCACUUUCCGCGAUGUUAACAAGAAAUAUUCGACACGAUACUAUCUCAGCCUGGUGCUGAUCGAUGAAGAUGCCCGUCGUUAUUUUAAGCAGUCCGAGAUUGCCCUCUACCGUCAAGCGCCCGAGAUUGCCGCCACGCCCCAGAUUGCGCAGCAACAGCAAAUUCAGCAGCAGGUUCUCCUACAACAACAACAGCAAGCCCUGCCUCCAGGCUCUGCUACGGCAGGUCCUGGGCGAGAGGUGACACCGGCCCAGCCGGCUCAACAACCCCAACAGCCGACUCAGCCUGUCUCGGCCCCGGCAGCGUAA
Molecule: messenger RNA, 1134 nt
Organism: Penicillium argentinense
Lineage: Eukaryota; Fungi; Ascomycota; Eurotiomycetes; Eurotiales; Aspergillaceae
Product: vacuolar protein sorting-associated protein 26
Exons: 6
Coding region: 1-1134 (377 amino acids)
Biological process (GO): intracellular protein transport; retrograde transport, endosome to Golgi
Cellular component (GO): endosome; retromer complex
Source: RefSeq, a predicted model, not a curated record